AUGGCUGUUAGCAUCAAAAUUCACGACCUGUCCAAUUUGAACGAUUUGGUGGCCAUCAUUGAGUUAGAGGAUGACAUCAACGACUUUAGCCAGGGUCCAGAGUCGGCAAACCGUUCCCUCACUCCCACCAACGGUCUUUCGUGUGCCCUUGAUUGGUCCCAAGAUGGCCAACUUCUGGCGGUAGUUUCGCCCAGACAGAUUCUGCAUGUCUUCCUCAGUCAACUACCCAUGCUCUUCUCUGUCUCGGCCAACGGUCUGGUGGCCAGGUUGACCUCUCUCCUCGAAGUCACCAUCGAGCCCCUCUUUCCGGAAUUGUCCAAUCCCAACUGUGAAAAUUCACGUGUUCUAAUAGUGCGAGCGGAGCCAAACUUCAUUGCCAUCGGACCGAAUCAUGUGGCCGUUGGAGUAGACAACCAGGCCUGGUUCUACGAUAUUUCCGGCAAAAACGAUUUCGAACUCGUCGAUGACCAUGAGUACAACGCUAUGGUAGUAAAAAUGCGUUUGAAUGGAGAAUACGCGGCAGUGUGCUUUGCUGAUGGACGCGUGUUGCUUCAUUGGAUUGAUCCGAAGAAAUUUCCGGCAAAAAUGCAGCAGAUUGCAGUUGUGGCAGCCACAGGCGCCCAGGGAUACGGCGACAAAAACAAGGGUCAGACCCUCGCGGAUAAACUGAUGCCAUACGCCACACGUCAACAAAAGACUUUCGCUGAACCAGUUCAGGAGGGCUCGCGAAUCACUGACAUUGAAUUGACUGAGCAGCACUUUAUCUACUCCACAUCGGCGGGUGCGUUGGUUCACUUUCUUUUGGAUGCCUGGGUUGUCAUAAAUGAGUACAAGCACAUAAAUCUUAUCCAGUCCAUCUUCGCCAACAAGGCUGGCACUCUGGUAGCCUUUAUCGACGAACGUGGGGGUGCCUUUAUUUUUAAUCCGGUAAGCCGCUUGCCAUGCUGCUCCUGGAUUUUUGUUUAA
This is a messenger RNA of Dibothriocephalus latus, 966 nucleotides long. The record is from the annotation of a GenBank genome assembly. Lineage: Eukaryota; Metazoa; Platyhelminthes; Cestoda; Diphyllobothriidea; Diphyllobothriidae.